AUGGAGCCCUGGUGGGGCAUCUUCCACCUCACGUUCCUGUGUUUUCUGAUGCACAUCCGAGGGCUGCACCCGGCGGGGCUGCGAUCUGAAGCACGUGGGGAGGGUCUUGGCUGCAGCCACUCCGGAGAGCAGAGUGCGUCGGCUGAACGGCAGCCUGGCCUGCGGGGCUGGAUCGUCGCCGAGCCGAGGUCCGGACCAUGGGGCUGCCAGUGGGUGCCCUCUGCCCUCAGCUCCUCUGCCCUCCCGUGCCUGGGCCGGUCCCAGGUCCCCAGCGACGUGUUCGCGGCAGGGCUGGUGCGGGGCAGCAGGGGGCACGGGGUGGUGCCUCCAGGCCCCCACCUGCAGGCCUGUCUGCACGUGGCAGCCGUCAGAGGUCAAGGUGACUUUGAUUUGGCCGAUGCUCUCAAUGACCCCGAGCCCACCAAGAAGCCGAGCUCAGAUAUCUACCCAAAGCCGAGGCCUCCCUACCAGCCACAGCCUGGAAAUCCCGACAACAGUGGAAAUAUCUAUCCAAGGCCAAAGCCACUGCCACGUCCCCAGCCUGGCAGCUCUGACAACAGUGGAGGAGGCGGUGGCAGCUACCCCCCCAGUCAUGACGGCCACGGAAGCACGCACGGUGGAGAUGGCUAUCCCUCGUACGGCAACCUACAAGGCAACAGGAUAGCAAAAAUCGUGUCUCCUGUCGUGUGCGGGGUGCUGGUGACCCUGGUGGGGGCAACGGCCAGCUAUUUCCAGUACAACAGGAGGAGGAAUUGUUGCAGGGCAAAUGAACCAGAAAACAUCUGAGGCCUUCAAAAUCCACCCUUUGCUUUGAGAAAAGCUCCACCCAGACAAGAACCGCCUUCAUCACUCCCGUGCAAAGUUCCUUUCCUUCUUGGCUUAAGCAGCUGCCCUGAAGGGUUUUCUCUCCUGUUUGCAAUAGACGUGCUACCUAACCAAGAACUCCUAAUUCCUCAGACACCUCGAUCGUGAUAAGGUAGACAGCUGGACCUUGGGUUGUAAAAAGAUUGCGUGAUCUGUUGGUUCCAUCGUGAAUCCGGACAGAGGUUCCAGCUCUGGAAUGAGCUCCGAAACUACCUCCUGGUGUGACCCCAGGCCAUCGACAUGGUCACGAAGCACAGGGGCAGCAGAAUGGCACCGGGGUCUUGGGCGGGAAUGCCAUCGACUUCUAAAAGAUAGAGACAGACUGCUGUUUGGGUUUCCAACAAGCUGGGGUAAGAAGCUUGACUGAUGCUGUAAGUUCCUUAGUUAUGUCAGGAAUCCAGACCCGUUCAUCACCGCCCGUGAAUCGGGAAUGAGUGAUUUCCGACACUAACGGCAUAAUUUGAACAUUAUUUCAGCUCACAAAAGUAUUGUCACCUGCAGAGGAUGAGGCUGGAUUUGGGAAAUUUAAGUGCAAAAUCGCUGAUGGAAACCGUCUCGGCGAAGUGAUCAUGGGGUGCUUUUUCCUGUGAAAUAGUACAGUUUCUACAUUUUUUUGGAGAACGUGGGGUAGAAAUAGAGAUUUGCAGAUGUUGAGGCUUUUCGUAUUAUUUUUGGUCUUUGAUCCUCUGUGGGAACCAGUUCUUAAGGCGAUGGCAGUGCUUUCCUUGAUUUAUACUUUUCUUUUUACUGGACUAGAUAAUCUUCUAUCCUCAAACAUCUAAAACGUAUACUAGCUGUUUGCUUCUAUUUUAGUAAUACUUUAGGGGAGAGGAAAAAGGAUGGUUUGGGCAGAUUAGUAUAGUUUGAUUCAACUGAGAUUAAUGCUGAUAGAAUUUUAGAGUUUAAAUAUUAGAACCAAAGAGGAAGCCAGUCACUAGAAUCUGGAUCUCAUAAAGAGGACACAUUAAAAUUCCAAAUAUGCAUGCUUUGUGCACACCCUUAAGGAUUGAGAGCUAGGUCUCCGAAGAGAAGUUGAAAGCAGAAAGCGUUUGAAAGAGCUUCCCCAAAAUGGAAAAGAACUUAAAACUAAAGAUCCUGAUUAGAUGUCUCAGAAUUGCAUGACUUCCGGCCUGGAUUUACAAAGAUUUGAGCCAUUUGAACACAGCUUGUAUUUCCUAUUUUAAUAUGAAUAUCCUAGGACUUUUCCCAAAUCUUGUUGAGCUUCCCCAUAAGUGAGGAUGCCCACUACUCAUUUCCCAUAUAUGAGUUUUAGUGGGGAGUUUAAUUUAACUCUUGUUAAAAAGUGUGUGUAUGUCUACACACAGAUUUACACACAG
Molecule: messenger RNA, 2201 nt
Organism: Eubalaena glacialis (North Atlantic right whale)
Lineage: Eukaryota; Metazoa; Chordata; Mammalia; Artiodactyla; Balaenidae
Product: glycoprotein Xg-like
Exons: 12
Coding region: 1-786 (261 amino acids)
Biological process (GO): T cell extravasation; homotypic cell-cell adhesion; positive regulation of neutrophil extravasation
Source: RefSeq, a predicted model, not a curated record